Ophidiomyces ophidiicola is the source of this 1614-nucleotide messenger RNA. RefSeq names its product putative RNA helicase (gene DBP8). The record is from RefSeq and is a predicted model, not a curated record. The transcript has 2 exons. Bases 1 to 1614 code for a protein of 537 amino acids. Gene Ontology annotation, molecular function: nucleic acid binding; RNA helicase activity; ATP binding. Lineage: Eukaryota; Fungi; Ascomycota; Eurotiomycetes; Onygenales; Onygenaceae.
AUGGCAAUAGGAAAGCAGCGGGAUUUCAUAAGUGAAGGUGGGGAGGUGGAGGAGCUUGGGAGCCUACAGUCGUCCAGGAUAUCUCAAAGUGAAGACAGCAGUGCCGAAAUUGCGGAACGACCCUCGAAGCGUCGGCGUCUAUCAGAUUCCGAAUCUCCUGAGUCCGAUUCAUUUGUGCGUCAACGACCAUUUCAGACCUUGUCGCGCAUAAAGAAGAAAUCCGAUUCUUCAAGUGCUCAACAGAAUGGCCACAUUCUCGAGCAACCAGACCCUGUCACGGCGAAGGACGCAUUAGCUCUAGGCCUGCGGUCUACGGAGUCCUCCUUCGCUUCCGUAGGCCUUGCACCAUGGCUGGUGAGCUCGCUAUCCGCAAUGGCUAUUAGGCGGCCGACAGCGAUUCAGAGAGAGUGUAUUCCGGAAAUUAUCAAAGGAAGGGAUUGUAUUGGUGGGAGUAGAACGGGUUCAGGAAAGACGGUUGCAUUCGCGGCACCAAUAUUGCAUCGGUGGAGUGAAGAUCCAUUUGGAAUAUUUGCGAUUGUAUUGACGCCAACGAGGGAGCUGGCACUCCAGAUAUUCGAACAGUUCAAGGCCAUUUCUGCCCCCCAAUCUCUUAAACCCGUCCUUAUUACUGGGGGUAGUGAGAUGCGCCCCCAAGCUAUUGCUCUGUCUACUAGGCCGCAUGUCGUGAUCGCUACACCAGGCCGACUUGCGGAUCAUAUAAAUACGUCCGGAAAAGAUACAACAUGUGGACUUUCCCGCGUACGUAUGGUCGUUCUCGAUGAAGCAGAUAGAUUAUUAGCCAGUGGCCCAGGGAGCAUGUUACCCGAUGUGGAGACAUGUCUUUCAGCACUUCCGCCCUCAACGUCACGGCAAACGCUACUUUUUACAGCUACUGUAACGCCUGAAGUUCGUGCCCUGACGAAAAUGCCACGACCUAAAGGCCACCCGCCCAUCUUUGUCACCGAGAUCUCAACAGAAAGCAAUUCCACAGUUCCACCUACCUUAAAACAAUCCUACCUCCAGGUCCCGAUGACACAUCGCGAAGCAUUUUUACACGUACUGUUAUCUACUGAGGGAAAUGCCUCAAAACCUGCAAUAAUAUUCUGCAACCGAACUAAAACUGCAGAUCUACUAGAUCGCUUAUUACGCCGGUUAGGUCAUCGCGUAACUUCUUUACAUAGCUUACUACCGCAAUCUGAGCGAACAUCGAAUUUGGCUCGUUUUCGCGCUUCAGCUGCUCGGCUCUUGGUUGCUACUGAUGUGGCUGCCCGUGGAUUAGACAUUCCAUCUGUUAGUCUUGUUGUGAACUUCGAUGUUCCUCGAAACCCUGAUGACUAUAUUCACAGAGUUGGUCGUACGGCUAGAGCGGGUCGAGAAGGUGAGGCUGUAACUCUUGUUGGACAAAGAGAUGUCCAAUUAGUCCUUGCUACUGAGGCAAGGGUUGGAAGAGAGCUGGCGCCCUGGGAGGAAGAAGGAGUCAGUAUCGAGUCAAGAGUUGUGAAAGGGGGAAUUUUGAGGGAAGUAAGCGGUGCGAAGCGUGAUGCCCUUGGCGAGAUUGAUGAAGGCAAAGAUGUACUUGGCCGGAGGGUGAAAAAGUUGAAGAAAGUCCGCUAA